Molecule: messenger RNA, 543 nt
Organism: Lactuca virosa
Lineage: Eukaryota; Viridiplantae; Streptophyta; Magnoliopsida; Asterales; Asteraceae
Source: the annotation of a GenBank genome assembly
AUGCUUUCCUCCUACGCUCCUGUGAUAUCAGCUGAGAAGGCUUAUCAUGAACAGUUAUCAGUUGCUGAGAUAACCAACAGUGCGUUUGAGCCUUCUUCUAUGAUGGUGAAAUGUGAUCCGAGGCAUGGGAAGUAUAUGGCGUGUUGUUUGAUGUACAGAGGGGAUGUGGUUCCGAAGGAUGUGAAUGCUGCGGUGGCGACGAUUAAGACGAAGAGGACGAUUCCGUUUGUGGAUUGGUGUCCGACUGGGUUUAAGUGUGGGAUUAAUUACGAGCCGCCGACUGUUGUGCCAGGUGGCGAUUUGGCAAAGGUGCAACGUGCGGUUUGUAUGAUUAGUAAUUCGACUUCGGUUGCGGAGGUGUUUUCGAGGAUUGACCAUAAGUUUGACUUGAUGUAUGCGAAGAGGGCUUUUGUGCAUUGGUAUGUCGGGGAGGGGAUGGAGGAAGGGGAGUUUAGUGAAGCGAGGGAGGAUUUGGCUGCGCUUGAGAAGGAUUAUGAGGAGGUUGGUGCUGAAGGGGGGAUGAUGUGGGUGAUGAAUCAAUGA